Molecule: messenger RNA, 3093 nt
Organism: Betta splendens (Siamese fighting fish)
Lineage: Eukaryota; Metazoa; Chordata; Actinopteri; Anabantiformes; Osphronemidae
Product: LIM domain kinase 1-like
Exons: 15
Coding region: 226-2562 (778 amino acids)
Biological process (GO): actin cytoskeleton organization; protein phosphorylation; positive regulation of stress fiber assembly
Cellular component (GO): cytoplasm; neuron projection; nucleus
Molecular function (GO): protein serine/threonine kinase activity; protein binding; ATP binding
Source: RefSeq, a predicted model, not a curated record
GUGGAAGAUUGACCAGCUGGUGUCAGCGGCUCUGUCUCUUUCUGCCGCAAGUAGUCAGGAAACAUCAGCACAAAGGGCAUAGAGUGAAACCCUUCAGAUAGAGAAAAGUUCUACGCCAGCGCUCGCCUCGAACCUCUCAUGACCUCAUGCUGUUAACAAGCUCUUUCUUAACUGGGUGGAUUAUUUGUGAGCGACGGGCGCCUAACGGUGACGGGACAGGGCAGGAUGUCACGACGGGACCAGAGGUUUCGCAGAGGAAUGAAGGGACGGUGCUGUGAAUGCAGCUGCAUCCUGUCUCGCUGGUACUAUGAACGGGAGGGACAGCUCUACUGCAAGAAGCACUACUGGGCCCGUUAUGGGGAGCACUGCCACGGCUGCAGGGACACCAUCGCUACAGGACUUGUUAUGGUUGCCGGAGAGCAGAAGUAUCACCCCGAGUGCUUCACUUGUACGAGCUGUGACAUGGUCAUUGGAGAUGGAGACACCUACACGCUUGUGGAACGCUCCAAACUCUACUGUGGUCACUGUUUCCAUCAGGGCGUAGUAUCAGCUGUGACGUCUGCUUCUUCGCUCACCGAGAGCACUCACAUGGUGACUCUGGUUUCCCUUCCUCCCCACACGGGCGGCCGAAGGGGCCUGACUGUCGCCACCGAUGUCAGCCAAGAAAUAAACCCUCUGGUUACUGUGACUGAGUUAGACCCUAAUGUCCUCAGCUCUGACCUGCUGUCCUCAGUACAUACUGGUGACCACAUAAUUGAGGUCAAUGGCAUCCCUGUUCGCAACAUCUCCCCAGAUGAGAUAAUCCAUGUGAUCCGGGACACCAGCAAACCACUGCAGCUGACCAUUGAGCACAACCCCCUCUCCUCUGACAACCUUCAUUCAAACAACCCCGAAGGCAACAUCAAAUGUCUUGACCCCCGCGCAUGUGAUAAACUGGCUUCAACCCGAAAGCUCCCAAGUCUGGAGGAAGAGCCAAGUCCAGGAGAUCACAUGAGCCUCUCACCUCCUCAGCACCAAAGUACCCCUGGAAUGCGAUCCAGGCCUAUUCUGCGCAGCUGCAGCAUAGACAAGUGUCCUCUGUCCCCUGGUACACAGUCGCCUUUAUCUCAAAAGAGAGACAUGGUUCGUUCAGAGUCUCUUCGCGUGGACCCUGGAGAUCGGACCCACCGCAUCUUCAGACCUUCAGAUCUUAUACAUGGAGAGGUGCUUGGCAAGGGUUCUUUUGGACAGGCUGUCAAGGUGACGCAUAAGGAAACGGGGGAGGUGAUGGUGAUGAAAGAGCUGAUAAGUUUUGAUGAAGAGACUCAGAAGACAUUCCUAAAGGAGGUGAAGGUGAUGCGCUGCUUGGACCACCCUAAUGUUCUCAAGUUCAUUGGACUCUUCUAUAAAGACAAACGAAUAAACUUUGUCUCUGAAUACAUCCAGGGAGGAACUCUCAGAGAGACCAUUGUAAAAAUGGAGAAAGACUUUCCCUGGAGUAUAAGAGUGAGUUAUGCUAAAGACAUUGCAGCUGGAAUGGCCUAUCUGCACUCCAUGAAUGUCAUUCACAGAGACCUAAAUUCACACAACUGUCUAGUGCGAGAGAACCAGUCUGUGGUAGUGGCAGAUUUUGGAUUAGCCAGGCUAGUAAUGGAGGAGAGGAAUCAGAGCAGAACAUCUUCUUUGGAUCGACCUGCUAAGGGGACGGUAGCAGAGCUUCGUAAACCUGACAGAAGAAAGCGGUAUACUGUGGUGGGAAACCCCUACUGGAUGGCCCCAGAAAUGAUCCACGGAAGAACCUAUGACGAACGGGUCGACAUCUUUUCCUUUGGUAUAAUGAUAUGUGAGAUAAUAGGCAGAGUCAACGCUGACCCCGACUAUCUUCCCCGCACAAAUGACUUUGGGUUGAGUGUAGUUGGUUUCCUGCAGAAGUACCACCCAACAUCGUGUCCUUUGCCUUUCCUGCCGCUGGCAGUCCUCUGCUGUGAAAUGGACGCUGAUAAAAGACCUGCCUUUUCAAAGCUGGCGGAGUGGCUGGAGAAUUUGCAGAUGCACCUGGACAUUGGCCUUCCUCUGCUUUCUGAAAUAGAGCAGCUUUGCAGAGACUUCUGGACAAAUUACAACAACCAAAGUCGCUCUGACAAGCAGGACAAUACCUCUCUGAAUCUCACCACUUGUUUACAGCAAGAAGGAGAAAGGCUUGACCACAAACAAUACUGUGACAAUACAGGAAACCACAAAGAGCCUAACCACCUUUCUUUGAGCCAAGAUCAAAAUAGUGCACCUGAUAGAUAUUUGGACGGACAACAACAUACACAUUGUGAUAUAGAGUCUGAGCAAAACCACUCCAAUCUCAGUGAAGAAUUUAAGAACCACUCACAAGACAAGAGUCUGUACAGCCGGUCCACAAAUGCAGACUUCAGCAAGAAUGGCUCUGGAACCUAUGAACACAAUAUUUCCUUAGGACACGAGCCAUCGCAACCUCUGCAGGUCAACACCAUGGUGCUAGGCCAGUGCAACAGGCCCAGAAGCACAAGCAGGGCACAGUGGAACAAAUCUCCAGAUGACGGCUCUGUACUAUGACUAACACACCUGUAAAGCAUUGUUCUGAAGGAGAAAAGACUUUACUCGGACAGAACUGGAACCGUUAUAAAACUAUAUGUGAAGGAAAAAUGUGUGGUCAAUAUGCAGAAAUUGAACUAGUGAAUAUAGAAACAUACAGGAGAGUUUACAAAGGACAUAGUAAAAAGAUGUGCUGUGGCUUGAUAACAAUUGUCUAGUACUGUCUCUGUGAAUAUGCAUUAUUAUUGACCAGCCUUUUAAAAGUUAUUUAUAAAAUAUGUCAGUGUUUAUUAUUGACGGGCCACAACAAUCUGUUCACCCAUAAUGUCUCGUCACAUUUGUCUUUAGCACUUCUGUAUAAAUCAGAUAUUGAUAUAAGCUGCAAUUAGUUGAAUUAGUUAAUAUCUGGGAUGUAGUAAUAGCUUUGUUUAGAAGCUGUGAAAACACAGGGCACUUUAUACUUUAAUUUAUGCAACAAAAACUUCAUCCAACACACUGGGUGAUGAAAAUAUACAAUUGUAUGUUUAAAAAUAAAUUCACGUUUUUGCUCAA